AUGUCGAAAAUCAACAACCUUGAAUAUGCUUCCCUCAAUCUCUCCGGAGAUAAUUACCUCCAAUGGGAGCUUGAUACCAAAAUCCUCUUAAGGUCCAGAAACCUUGGUGAUACUAUCACUGAAGGCACUGAGCCAUCAGACAAGGAUAAUUACAAGGCAAUUGUUGUCAUUUGCCAUCACCUUGCUGAAGGUCUCAAGGACCAGUAUCUCACAAUUGAGAAUCCUCUGGAACUUUGGACAGAGUUGAAAACCAGAUUUAAUCAUCAGAAAACUGUGAUAUUGCCAAAAGCCCUUUAUGAUUGGAGAAACCUGAGAAUCCAAGACUAUAAGUCUGUGGAAGAGUAUAACUCGGCUUUGUUCAAAAUAUUCUCAAAGUUGAAACUUUGUGGUGAGACUAUUACUGAUAUGUUGGAGAAAACAUUCUCCACAUUCCACACCAGCAAUGUUGUGCUUCAGCAACAGUACCGAGAGAAAGGUUUCUCCACUUAUGCUGCCUUAAUCUCUUGUUUGUUGCUAGCUGAGUAA
This is a messenger RNA of Brassica oleracea var. oleracea, 525 nucleotides long. RefSeq lists its product as uncharacterized. The record is from RefSeq and is a predicted model, not a curated record. The coding region runs from base 1 to 525 and encodes 174 amino acids. Lineage: Eukaryota; Viridiplantae; Streptophyta; Magnoliopsida; Brassicales; Brassicaceae. The transcript has a single exon.